AUGUUUAUGCUUGUCAUCCCCAAGGACGCACUGCCCCCCUCCCUCGGACACUCACUCGGUUACUAUAGCAAGCACAUGAUGGCUUCCAUUCCAGACCCCCAGCCUAAGAAACGAGAGUCCCGUGCUGGGACGCGAAAGGUGACGUCUCUCUCAGCUGAACAACUCGAAAUAAAGCGCGCCAACGAUCGGGAGGCCCAAAGGACUAUUCGUCAGCGGACAAAGGAGCACAUCGAACGUCUGGAGCACCAAGUAGCGGAGUUAAAAUCGAAAGGGGAACAAUAUGAUCAUGUCGUCCGAAGAAACACUGCUUUAGAAAACGAGAUCAGGGCUUUAAAACAACAGCUAUCUCUGGCAAGAAGCGGACAAGCCUAUUCAGGCCCAGCCGAGGGCUCAUACAAUACUCCUUCCGGACCAGUGCUUCCUUCUCAAUUCACAGAGCCCUUGAGUGUAAACCCAGUUUCCAGGACCCCAUCGGCUCUUUCAACCUCUAGCCAGGUCUCCGUUGCGCCUGACUGGCAACAGUACGGUUCCACAGGGUCACCAUCUAUCUGUGAAUCGUCGGACGCAGAUUACUCGAACAGGGUAGAACCUUUUAUGUUCGAAGGACAGUUACAAACGUCGAACCCGAUGACUGUUGCAGCACCCCAAGCUAGCUUCAAUCCCCCUAGCGGCCAUCCUCCUGAGCCCGGUCUCCACUCAUAUUCACACUUAUACGCAGGAAGUGGUCCCAACCAAGUGCGCCGAGGGGAGCAUUCACACAACCCUCAACACGUCGUGCAAUGUGCGACGAGUCAACGCUCAAUGUCCGUGCCAACUAUCCCGUCAGAAAGGGAACUUCAAACGAUUACAGCUAUGAUUGGGCUCGUCGACAGUGAUACUGUUGGCAAGUGGUCGUUCAAGGAGGUAUAUCUUAAUUGUGUAAUUGUGGCCUAA
This is a messenger RNA of Aspergillus oryzae RIB40, 933 nucleotides long. RefSeq lists its product as uncharacterized. Bases 1 to 933 code for a protein of 310 amino acids. The transcript is spliced from 3 exons. Gene Ontology annotation, biological process: regulation of DNA-templated transcription. The record is from RefSeq and is a predicted model, not a curated record. Lineage: Eukaryota; Fungi; Ascomycota; Eurotiomycetes; Eurotiales; Aspergillaceae. Gene Ontology annotation, molecular function: DNA-binding transcription factor activity.